Molecule: messenger RNA, 2428 nt
Organism: Suillus subalutaceus
Lineage: Eukaryota; Fungi; Basidiomycota; Agaricomycetes; Boletales; Suillaceae
Product: ribonuclease H-like domain-containing protein
Exons: 13
Coding region: 1-2205 (734 amino acids)
Molecular function (GO): nucleic acid binding; protein binding
Source: RefSeq, a predicted model, not a curated record
AUGGAGGAAGAGGCUCUGGUACGAGGGGCGGGUAUGGCGGGUGGUUCCAGAGGGGGAGUACCAGGAGAUUUGAUCUUCCGGGGCCCUGCAUCUGUAGACCAACGUCUCGCUACCUUGGAUCAGCUAGUCACUUCCUUCAACAAACUCACCUUCAACCCUGAGCGCCCUCACCGGCCUGGCUUUGGUACCCUUGGCUAUCCAAUCACAUUGCGUGCCAAUUUCUUUCCCGUCAAACUUCCCAAAGGGCCCAUUUACGAUUACCAUCUCGAGAUCACGCCGUCCACAGACAUUAAGCGCAUUCGUGCACAAGGCUGGAAAGAAUUUUUGCCCCAGAAGCUUGUUUCGAACAAGAGGUUGCCCCAGCCCCUUGACGUGCAAGUCCAGUAUUACGAGGACGGAGAAGCUGGCCCCAAUGCUAGAUCCAAGACGUAUACUUUCGCCAUUAUCCACACAGCUGACUUGGAUGUCACACGGCUUACCAAGUACCUCAGCGGCGAUAUCGAGUCACGAGACUACGAAGUCCAGCCACUGGUAGCUGCCGUGAACCUCGUACUUCAAACGCAUGCGGCGCGUACCGGUGUUCGCGUCGGCAAGAAUCGCUACUUCUUCCCCUCGCAAGAGCGCUUUGAGCUUGCGCUUGGCAUAGACGCCGUGAAAGGCUUCUUCACGUCCGCCAGACCUGCAUAUAAUGAACUCAUGGUGAACGUCGGUGUCUGUAUGACUGCCUUCUACAAGCCGGGCAACCUUGCCGACGCCAUCCGGUUUACCCAGAAGCUCAAAGUGACCACUAGACAUCUAGGGUACAAGCAAAAGAAACCGAUCAAGAAGAUCAUGUCAACGAGUGCUAGACGGACUUUUUUCCACUGCGAAGAAUACCAUGGCAAAAUAUCUUACCCCCACAUUACGCUGAGGCAUGCAGACGACCUUCCAGUCGUUGAUAUCUCAGAAACCUCGAACAUGAUUCGGUUCGCCUGCAAUCCGCCAAAAGUCAAUGCAGAUGCCAUCAUUGAACGCGGUCUUCCCACUCUUGGGUUUACUCCCGAGACGCUGGGCAGUCCUCUGAGUGGCUUCGGCAUUGCGGUGGACAAUAACAUGGCGGUCAUCCCUGGACGUGAACUUCCCCGCCUCGUCUCAGCUACGGAGGGGGGAGGCCGCCUAACGUCAACAACGGCAGUUGGAACAUUGUUGACGUCAAAGUUUCAUAACGGCGGGGCCAUCAAGAGCUGGUGGGUGCUUGUCGUCAGAGAGAAAGAUGGACGAAGCGUGUUCAGCGGGGCCGACGACCCGAUUCUGACUGAUCUUUGGAGGGGCUUUGGCGAGAAAUGCCGCAAUAGUGGCAUCUCCCUGGGAUCACAACCUGUCAAGCUUGCCCAAUCGCUCAUCCCUCGCGCCGAUGAUCCUGGCAGGCAGCAGGCGCUAGACUCGAUUCAGGAAAACCCGUCAUUCAUCCUCGCAAUCAAACGGAUUUGCGACGUCGAGGUUGGCGUCCAUACCAUACAUAUGCUUACGGAUAAGGUGGUAGGAAAGGACGCCAAUAAACAAGAUCAAUACUUCUCGAAUGUCGCUCUCAAGUUGAACACGAAACUCGGAGGUAUCAAUCAUGUGUUGGAUUCGGACAGCUUGAAAUGGUUGACGAAGGCUAAGACGAUGGUUGUGGGCAUGGACGUUACGCACCCCGGCCCUGGCAGUGUUGAAGGCACACCGUCGAUUGCCGCUGUUGUUGCGAGCAUUGAUAGUUCUUUCGUCCAAUUCCCAGCAAGUCUCAGGUGUCAGGAGACCAAGAAAGAGAUGAUCACGGAUCUGACCUCUAUGAUGAUAGAUCGGCUCAUGUUCUACGCAGAGAAGAACCAACCCUGCCGGAUCGAUCCGCUGUUGACGAUUAUCAUUUGUGGAAAGCGACACCAUGCCAAGUUUUGGCCGACCGACUCUCAGUUCGCGGAUCGGAACGGCAUCACUGCAGUGUUCGACUUCGAUUUUUACCUUCAAGCUCAUGCUGGCUUGCAAGGCCACGUGAAGGCAACACACUACACUGUAGUGUACGACGAGAAUCGCCUCGGCGCAAAUGAACUGCAGCAGGGUACGCACACUGCGAGUUACUUGUACGCCCGUGCCACCAAGGCGGUCAGUCUCGUACCGGCCGCGUACUAUGCCGAUCUGGCAUGUGAGAGAGGAAGAUGUUUACUUGAACGACUUCUUGAGCGCUGAUGACAAGGUGUCAAGCUCUGUCGUAUCAGGGAAAGGAAGGGGGAAGGGAAAGGCAGACAAGGAGGAAGAGAAGUUACGGGUGUUUGCAGAGGCGAAAGAAGGCAUGGGGAGAGGGCGUGCACCCUGAUUUGCGGGCGAGCAUGUUUUAUAUCUGACCAUGAAUAUUGAUGGGGGCUAUUGCGAGUUGUACCAGACUACCAGUACUGUACUUCAAGUUUGUAUU